CUGGGUCGGGCAUGAGGAUGAAGUGUGCCUGUGUGCAGGCGGCGGCCGCAUCUUACGAGCGGUUGCCUAGUGUCUCGGCGUCUAUUGGAGACUUGGCUCACAGUCCCGAGGAGAAGGAAAACAACGAUAAAGAGGAGAUGUUGGUGUUCUACAACGAUGACGACAGCUACCAGACGGUGCUGGCAGAACAGAACCUCUGCUGCAGCGAUCUGUGCGCGCUGCUGGCUGUGAAGAACAGAGUGGCUAAAGACGUCAACUGGACCAUAGUGGAACACUGGGUCGACGCUGGACUCGAGAGGAGCCUGGAGGACCACGAGGAAGUCAUGGCGGUUCACAGGGAGCUCCAGGCGUUCUCUCGUCACUCGCCCAAGAGGUUCGUGUUCAGGAAGGACUUCAGGAAGUACGAGUUCUUCUCAAACCCACAGCAAUUCUUUCCCGAUGACAUGGUGGACCUAACAGCUUGGAACAAUCUGUUUCCGACGAAUGGGUCUACGACGUUGUUACAGACUAUACUGACGACAACUGCCGAAUGUCCUCCCAUCUUCAGCCAAGUCUGGGUGAGAGAUCUUCACAAACAAGUCUGGGCCAAAGCCUUCCUCAUGCUCAAAGACAGAAACCUCUACCUCUCCUUCAAGGUUCAAAUUGUCGCAAAGUUCCUGCGCCAUUGGAGAGUUCGGGACAGCAGUCUGGUCAUCAAUCAGGAAAGGAUACCAGACGAUGGUGAGCGAGGAAACCUGCAGCUGUUUGCUCGCCUGAGUGACUACAACGUCUACACCACCAUCAACGCCAAGAACCACCUGAGAGCUCCAACGGAGUUCGGCAUCUGUCUGCGCGCGCCAGGCUCCGACGACCCUGCAGAUCUACGCUGUCUUGCCUGCGAGAACGAGCGUGCGCGAACGUGCUGGCUCAUAGCAAUGCGGCUCGCCAAAUAUGGAAAGCAAUUACGGGAAAACUACCGUGCUUUCAAGAACAAGCAACAGAUGGAGACUCUGAAUCCCCGGGACUACAGCAGCUACACUGUUCCUAAUGAAAGUGUGCGGUCGCGAGUGGCCAUGGACUUCACAGGCUCGACCGGCCGCAUCGUAGAUGACCCUAAGGAGGCACGUGCGAUCGCACUGGCCGAGGGCAACACGUGGAAGAAGAAGUUGCGGAACAUCAGCAAGAUGGGCGUCACGCAAGGCAUAGAGUCUGGGGUACACAUCACACAGCCGUGGUUCCACUCCGGCAUGACGCGGGACCAAGCCACCCAACUGGUCAAUAAACACGGCACAGUGGACGGUGUGUUCCUAGUAAGAGAUAGCAGAACAACGGCUGGCCAGUUUGUUCUCACAUUCAAGUGUGGAGGAAAAGUGUUUCACAUGAUUAUAGUUCCUGUGUCAGACCCUGUGCGAGGAGGUGUGUUCUAUUCUUUGGACAACGGAGCCACCAAGUUCUACGAUCUCUUACAGCUGGUGGAGUUCUACCAACUCAACGCUGGUUGUCUACCUACGCGACUCACGCACUACCUAGUAGAAAGCCCCACCGGACCACUCUACGCAGACAAGCCCACCGUGCCCUCCGUAUAACCCACCAUAACCUCCACGCUGCUGGUGCUUUGAUGAAACAGCCGGAAGAUUUAAGAAAUAUUUGAAUCUAAGUCUAUGUAUGGUCUCAAUAAUAGGUUAAUGUUAGGUCGAAUUGUACAUAUUUAAGUUAGGUAUAUCGUUAUCUAUGUUGUCUACUUUUAUAUUUUCUAUGUUAAAGUAUUUAAUCCCUAUUUAUUGUCUUGUUACUUUGAAGAUCUUGAGUUAGACUGGAUGGUCGGGCGAGGAGUAGUUCUUUAAAGUAAUUUGGUGAUCUAGCUUUAAUAAUGUUAUUUGUUGAUUGUUUUGGGGCUUGCAAAGAUCGAACGAGAUCUAAUUGGAUUUGUUUAACACGUUUAGAUAAUUUAUCACAGAUUAACAUUGUUGUAGAGUCAGCAGUGAAGGUGGACUUUGCAGGUCCCAGCGUGUUGCCAUCAUUUCCUAUCAUCCCUCUGGUUUCGGUCGAGGGAUCAGUAUUAUAAUUACAUAAACAUCAUUAAGUGUCUCGUUUGCUUCACAUUUUAACCCGAAAAGUCAAAGCAUUUAUCUUAAAAAAGUAUGACAGAUUUUGGAUUUAUCUUUUGAAAAUUAAAUCAAAGCUGAUUUAUAGCGACACUUUAAUACAUAUUCUUGUGCUAUGCAAUUGUUAUUAUGUAUGGGUUACUUUAUAUUCUAUUUUGAGUAUGGCUUAAAUUAAUGUAUUGUAAAUAAUUACCGUUAUUGAAGUGAUUUUGUUAGAAUGGAUAUAUAGUUUAAAUGUAUUAAUAUCAUUAUACUAAAUUUGAACUUUUAAAAAUGAACUUUCUUAUAGGAAAAUCAAUGUCUUAACUUAUAAAAAUAUAACAUUUUUUAAUUGUUAUUAAUCAAUUUUAAAUGUUAUCAAUAUGUGUAUAAAGCACAGAAAUCUAAAUUGUUCAGCAAUAAUCUUUAUUCAUCUAGUACAAAAUCAUCAAUCUGUAAAUGUCUGUUUUCAAUAUAAUAAUAAUAAUGAUUUACUGAGUGAUUUGUAUAAAAAUAAUUGUGUUAGUAAAAUUAUAAGUACAAAAACAUAUUUUGUUAGCCGAAUGAACCAGGAAUGGACGCUAAUAGUUGUCAACCAUGUUUUCUAGUGGUAAGGAAGGUUUAAAUAUUUAUUAAUUUUAAAAUUUAAAGUAGAAAAUAGAUUAAUUUAUUGUAAAAAAUUAGUAGUGUAUUUAUUUACAGUUUUUUAGCGUAUGAAAUAUAUUAAACCAAAAAUGGUAAUCUUAAACUAAAGAACUAUGUUAAUCAUAAUACACUCUUGCCUGGUAAAAUAAUUUUAAGAUAAUAACUUUUUGCCGAAGCAUCCAAAGGAAAGGAUAAAAGCGUUGUCAGGUGAAUUGUUAACUGUGUGUUAUUGUUUUAAUUCACUAUACUGUCGGCCAAGGGCUUAUUGUUAUUAGUUUAAUUAUUUUAAAGUUUUCUCCACUACGGGAAGGAGUCAGAAAACCAUACAAAGAUGGAAAAAACUUUAAGGAACUUUCAAACAUGUACAAUACCUGUCUUGAAAAAUGUUUAUUAUGUAAAUUUUAAUCAGGUUAAGACAAUUUUUAACAUUACUUUAGUAUUAAACAAGUUUCAUGUAAGUCUAAGAGAAGUGAGUAUAGGGCGAAUAUAUAGACUUUAUGUACAUAGAGGACAUAAGUACUGUAUAUUUCCUUAAGAGUUUGCCUUACGCUGAUGUGUGUGGAGAUUUGUCCAGAUGUAAAUUUUAAGUGUGUGUAUGAAUGACUAGAAAUAGUUGGCCAGUAAAAUGAAAUAGUUGUAAUGUAUAGCAAAAUACUGAACAAUAAGAAUAAAACGUGAUCAUAGUAUGAUUACGUUGUUGAAAAUAGGUUAAAGCAAUGAAUUGAAUAGCAAAAUUAAUACAAACUUAAAAUUAAAUUCAUUGAAAAUGUUAAACUAUAGGUGUUACUUAAAAUUGAUCUCUUACAGCCUUCAAUAUUUUGCUAUGAAUUAGCAUAGAAAUCAAAAUUCAGCCUUUCUGUAACGCAAAUGUAAAAAUAAUAAAAAAAAGAAUGUGUAUUACGUUAAGGUUUAUUUUUUUUUUACAUUAAAUUGUAAAUAGUUAAAUUAAUUUAAUAAAGUAUUUAUUUUAAUUGUGAAGCAUUUAAUCUCUUUCUAAGUUUAUUCCCAGAUUUAUUGGCCACUCACAUGUUGUUAAUACCAAAUGAAAACGCAUUCAAAUUUGAAAAAUUCAUACUGUUUUACCGGUAACGUUACUCUGUAAGUCUAUCUGCUUGAGAAAAUGAUUUCUAAUGUGUUCUGGACGCAGGAACAUUCGAAACACCAUGUAGAGUACAAGAAGCCUAGAGCACAAAACUAACCUAACCUAACCUAGCAUAACUAACGACUCAGUAUUACUACAGUAGUGGCCACAGGGUUUUAGUUUUAGUUGUAGUUUAGUUUAUCAUCUGGCUGUGGAUUAUUUUAAUUUGUGAUCACAGUUUGAUUAAGUUAAUUUCUAGUGUAAGCGCGCUGAGAAGAGACCAAAAGCAAUUUGUUGUAGGACCUUCUGAUUUGUCGUUGUCACUCUUACUGUUUGUCUGUGUCUACAAGUUAAGUCUGACUGUAUUGAAGUGUAAAGUGUAUUUUUGAAUAAACAGAUUUAAUUUUGUA
This is a messenger RNA of Macrosteles quadrilineatus (aster leafhopper), 4199 nucleotides long. Its product is annotated as growth factor receptor-bound protein 14-like. The coding region runs from base 12 to 1565 and encodes 517 amino acids. The record is from RefSeq and is a predicted model, not a curated record. Gene Ontology annotation, biological process: signal transduction. The transcript is spliced from 11 exons. Lineage: Eukaryota; Metazoa; Arthropoda; Insecta; Hemiptera; Cicadellidae.